UUCUAAAACCUUUAGUAACUGUUCAAAUAUAUUUGAACAUAAUCACCUUUAUUCAAAACAUACAGUUUGUUUUGACUCCAUUAUGUCCUGGGAAGUUGUUGAAAAUAGUGGAAGUUACAAUUUAAGUUGUUUCCUCUUGAAGUGAAAUGGGCAGACACCAUCCAGUCUGUCAAAAGAACAUUAAAAAUAUUAAAUUCUUAUCUAUCUCAACCCCUCAGAAAUUCUGCUGUUGUAUAAAUUGCAAAAAAGCAUGGCUAUUUUUAUACAUUAUACACAGUUAUGCCAGUAUAAUAACUACAGGAGUGAAUGAAGAAAAUCUUCAUUUUGGCACAUAAAUACUCAAAAAUAUAAUUCAAUCAGUACGUUAAUGAAAGCUUGUUCACAUAGCUCCAUAAUUGAGAUGACAUAAUUUAAAUAAAAUCUUGCAUUGUCUGAAACGGAGAAAGAGAAAGCAAAUGCUUCUUACUGAAAAUGUUUAACCUAUCCUUUAUGCACACCACGAUAGAGUGAACACUACUUGGAAAUAUUGUGCUUAAAUAAUUAACUUAUUACACCUAUUGUGGAUUUACAAUUCUCUGUCAUUGUAUUGAUUAUUUGUAUGUAACAGUUAUGCAAAAAAAAAUGUUCUGUGCUCUCUCUCAGUUCCCCCAAGAUAUAUUAUUUUGCAACAAAAUUGUCUUUUGACCUGGGUUAAGUUUUAUGAUUCCACUCUGUUGAUGAUCAGCUCACAGUCAAAGCCACGCCUCCACAUUAAGGAACAUGAUAUUGCUGUGUUGCAGCUUUAAAAAGGCUGGCUCACUUCCUCUUGGUUAGAAGCACUUUUACAAGCCUUCCAGCAUAUAUAUUCAGGGAAUUCACUCAACUCUGAGCAGCACAUGGAAAUGGAGGAUCAGAUGGAAAGCCAGAAGAGAAGAGGAGUGAGCAAAGACGUGCUGAUAUCUGAAGGGCCGGUGGGAUCUCUGGGAUGCUGCGGCUGGGUGCUGGUCAUCCUCUCAGGGUUUUUUGUUUUUUUGACCUUCCCAAUAACAAUCUGGGCUUGCUUUAAGAUUGUUCAGGAGUACGAGCGGGCCGUCAUCUUCAGGCUGGGCCGCAUCACGGACCGAAAGGCAAAAGGACCAGGAAUUUUCUUCAUUUUGCCAUGCACCGAUUCUAUUGUGAAAGUGGAUCUGAGAACUGUGUCAUUUGACAUCCCACCACAAGAGAUUCUCACUAAGGAUUCAGUCACUGUGAGUGUGGACGGUGUUGUGUACUUCAGAGUAAGCGACCCCAUCGCCUCUGUGGCCAACGUGACUAAUGCUGACUUCUCCACUCGGCUGCUGGCACAAACCACCCUUAGAAAUGUUCUUGGCACCAAGAACCUGGCAGAGGUCUUGUCUGAUCGGGAGGGCAUCGCCCACAGCAUGCAGUCAAAUCUGGAUGAAGCCACGGACAACUGGGGCAUCAAGGUGGAACGUGUCGAGAUCAAAGAUGUGAAACUGCCUCAUCAGCUGCAGAGAGCCAUGGCUGCCGAAGCUGAAGCAGCUCGAGAGGCCAGGGCAAAGGUGAUUGCAGCUGAAGGAGAAAUGAAUGCCUCCCGGGCCCUGAAGGAGGCGUCCCUUGUUAUUGCAGAGUCUCCAUCAGCACUGCAGCUCCGCUAUCUGCAGACUCUCAACACCAUUGCAGCGGAGAAGAACUCCACCAUCAUCUUCCCACUGCCUAUGGAUGUCAUAUCUCACUUCAUGCGCAAGUGAGGCUGCUGAAGCUAUCAUUUGAGGAGGAAGGAGUUGGGCUGCAUUUAUUGCCUAUGCUAGAAAAAAAAAACUGCCAGAAUUCACUGCCAAUCCUUCAUGGCUUAGUGAUUGUUAGCUUUGAUCAAACAGAGACUUUCUUAUGGAUGUGAUAUAAACAGAAAAUGGAAUGCGCGGUAAUGUGGUUUCUAAUUUUGUGUCUGUAAUGAUAUACAAGUAACUUAAUGUUUUAAUAAAUGUGUUUGUUUCAUUGUGUCGAAAAAUUCAAAAAGCUUUUCUUGUAUCUUAAUUCUGGAAACUCCCAAAUGAAAUGCUAAUGGGAAGUUACAAAGAAACUAAAUGUGUUUUUGAAAAGUCAUGUUUUGAUUUUAUAAACUAUUACAGUGAUACAAUUUUGAAAAGGUCAAACUAAAACUCUUGGCUUUUUCAAACUUUUUCCUUUUACAAUAAAAAUCUGAGCAGUG
Molecule: messenger RNA, 2191 nt
Organism: Poecilia reticulata (guppy)
Lineage: Eukaryota; Metazoa; Chordata; Actinopteri; Cyprinodontiformes; Poeciliidae
Gene: stoml3b
Product: stomatin (EPB72)-like 3b
Cellular component (GO): plasma membrane
Source: RefSeq, a predicted model, not a curated record